Messenger RNA from Tachysurus fulvidraco (yellow catfish), 1379 nucleotides. RefSeq names its product immunoglobulin superfamily containing leucine-rich repeat protein-like. Gene Ontology annotation, molecular function: protein binding. Lineage: Eukaryota; Metazoa; Chordata; Actinopteri; Siluriformes; Bagridae. Bases 120 to 1328 code for a protein of 402 amino acids. The record is from RefSeq and is a predicted model, not a curated record. The transcript has 2 exons.
GACAAGAAGGUCUAAUUGUGACUCCUUCAUCUAAAGAUUCAAACAACAGAUUAGGUAGAAGAACCUGAAGAGGAUCUUUGUUAGAAGACCGAAGGACAUCUGCGUUCAAGGUGUGGAAAAUGGCGACUAGGUCCUUGGUGUUCCUCGCCUUGGGGACUGCAGUGAUUACCUUUGCUGUGACUGUGCAGUGCUGUCCUAAAGAUUGUACUUGCUCAGGUAAAAACCCUCUUCACCUAGUGGACUGUGCUUACAAAGAACUUCAACUGGUACCAGAGGGCUUGCCAUCCAAUGUGACCACUCUUAGCCUUUCAGCAAACAAAAUCAAAGUGUUGAAAUCCCAGAAUUUUGUGAAUGUGACCCAGACUAUGUCUCUUUGGGUCGCCCACAAUGAACUUGUCACCAUUGAGAGAAACACACUGACACCAAUGGUCCUGUUAAAGAAUCUGGAUGUAAGUCAUAAUAAAAUAGUCAAUUUCCCAUGGGAGGACCUUUCUAACCUCACUGCCCUACAGAUGCUGAAAAUGAACAACAAUGAGAUGGUCAGUCUGCCUAAGGAUGCUUUUACCAACUUGAAAGAUCUGCGCUCAGUUCGCAUCAACAAUAACAAGUUUACUACAAUUGCAAAAGGAACUUUUGAUGCUCUUAUCUCCAUGUCACACCUACAGAUUUACAACAACCCGUUCACCUGUUCUUGCAAACUGGAGUGGAUGAGGGAUUGGAUUGCUAAAUCUAAAUCUAUUUUGACUGAGCAGGACAGCAUCUUAUGUGAGAUGCCUGCCCAUUUAAAAGGUUUACAGGUCAUUAAUAUGCCAAAACUAGAAUGUCAGGCUCCAACUGUUACCAUAACCUAUCAGCCCAACAUUGAAAACACAGAAAUUCACGAGGGGCACACGGUCAUCUUAAACUGUGAAACCAAAGGAAGCCCCAAACCUGAUGUUGAGUGGGAGGUUUUUGCAGGAAACCAAUUAUUAACGUUCCCAUUGCCUUCAGUUGUUGAAAAUAGUGAGCUUCCUAUUAAUGGUGCACCCUCUAAUACAAGAUUCCUCAUCUUUCAAAAUGGAACUCUAAUCAUUCCUCGUUUGAGCAAAAAAGAAGAUGGAAACUAUAGCUGUGCAGCUACUAAUGACAUGGGAAAAGCUGAAAACAGGGUGAAAAUUGCGAUGACUGUUAAAACAGUGCUGGACAGAAAGGAAUUUAUUCACAAUGAGCCUGGUCCAAAAAUUUUUUUUGAGCAGCCCAAAAUUAUGCUAGGAUUGUUUUAUUAUUUGAAGGAUAUCCUAAGGAGAUCUGAAGUCCAUGAUCCUUACACCAAUACAACAUUUGUUUGACUGUAUAUUACAAUCACACCCCCAGUGUCACCCAUAUGAGGAUGGGUCCCC